This is a messenger RNA of Cebus imitator (Panamanian white-faced capuchin), 730 nucleotides long. Its product is annotated as low molecular weight phosphotyrosine protein phosphatase-like. Gene Ontology annotation, biological process: protein dephosphorylation. NCBI's taxonomy places the organism in Eukaryota, Metazoa, Chordata, Mammalia, Primates, Cebidae. The record is from RefSeq and is a predicted model, not a curated record. Gene Ontology annotation, molecular function: non-membrane spanning protein tyrosine phosphatase activity; acid phosphatase activity. The coding region runs from base 46 to 522 and encodes 158 amino acids. Gene Ontology annotation, cellular component: cytoplasm. The transcript has a single exon.
GCGUGCGUCACAAAGCGGUUUCUCGGCGCCACUACGCGCGGGAAGAUGGCGGAGCCAGUUACCAAGUCCGUGCUGUUUGUGUGUCUGGGUAACAUUUGUCGAUCACCCAUUGCAGAAGCAGUUUUCAGGAAACUUGUAAGUGAUCAAAAGAUCUCAGAGAACUGGGUCAUUGACAGUGGUGCUGUUUCUGACUGGAACGUGGGCCGGUCCCCAGACCCAAGAGCUGUGUGCUCCCUAAGAAAUCAUGGCAUUCACACAGCCCAUAAAGAAAGACGGAUUACCAAAGAAGAUUUUGCCACAUUUGAUUAUAUACUAUGUAUGGAUGAAAGCAAUCUGAGAGAUUUGAAUAGAAAACGUAAUCAAGUUAAAACCUGCAAAGCUAAAAUUGAACUACUUGGGAGCUAUGAUCCACAAAAACAAUUUAUUAUUGAAGAUCCUUAUUAUGGGAAUGACUCUGACUUUGAGGCGGUGUACCAGCAGUGUGUCAGGUGCUGCAGAGCGUUCUUGGACAAGGCCCACUGAGGCAGGUUCGUGCCCUGCUGCAGCCAGGCUGACCAGACCCCAUCCUGAGGCCCUGCGUUUCCCAGUCAGUGUGUAAUAAUGUUCCAGAGCCCAAAGGCCCAGCUCUUUGUUCAGUUGACUUACUGUUUCUUACCUUACAAAAUAAUUCUAGGUGGAAAUCAGUUGUGAUUGGCAGAAGAAUAAAUAAAAACCUUUGACUCAGACAGUU